AUGGAUACAUCGACAGUUUUUCAAUCUAGUUUCUCGAUACGUUCGCUGCUGGCGGAUGACAACAACAAUAGCAACAACAACAACAAGCAACAACAACAAAGUGAAAAGUCAACUGAAUACUAUCGCAGUGUGAGCUCGAGUCCUGCCUCAUCCUCCUCCGCCUCCUCAUCCUCGGAUGAUGCAACGCCAACAAACACUCAAUCAAAAUCAAAUGAGAAGCCAGCUUUCACAUACAGCGCAUUGAUUGUGAUGGCCAUUAGACGAAGUCCCGACCAGCGUUUGACAUUGAGCGGCAUUUGCAAAUGGAUUGCCGAUAAUUUUGCCUACUAUCAGAAUCACAAAAGUGUGUGGCAGAAUUCCAUACGCCACAAUUUGAGUUUGAAUCCGUGUUUUGUGCGUGUGCCGCGUGCUUUGGAUGAUCCAGGACGUGGUCACUAUUGGGCAUUGGAUCCGUAUGCCGAUGAUUUGACCAUUGGCGAGACAACGGGACGUUUGCGACGCACCAACAACCACAGCAACCACAACAACAACAGCGGCGGCAACAACAGUCGAAUGUUGCAAGGACAUGGCAAAGCGGCACGCCAAUCUGCAACAGAUUACGAGCAGCAGCAGCAGCAACAUGCCGCAUGUGGCAAGCACAAUGUCGGCGGCUUCUCGUCAUUAUGCAUGUCCAAGGCAUGUACUCUCGACAUCGACAUCGACUGA
Messenger RNA from Drosophila nasuta, 705 nucleotides. It is a transcript of the gene fd19B, whose product is annotated as forkhead domain 19B. The record is from RefSeq and is a predicted model, not a curated record. The coding region runs from base 1 to 705 and encodes 234 amino acids. The transcript is spliced from 2 exons. Gene Ontology annotation, biological process: regulation of transcription by RNA polymerase II. Gene Ontology annotation, molecular function: sequence-specific double-stranded DNA binding; DNA-binding transcription factor activity. Lineage: Eukaryota; Metazoa; Arthropoda; Insecta; Diptera; Drosophilidae. Gene Ontology annotation, cellular component: nucleus.